Messenger RNA from Effrenium voratum, 1659 nucleotides. The record is from the annotation of a GenBank genome assembly. Lineage: Eukaryota; Dinophyceae; Suessiales; Symbiodiniaceae.
AUGCGAGACGUUUGCACAGCUCAAAGCCGCCUCGCACCGUUUUGCCGCUCCAGUUGCGCCAUGUCGCACUGCGCCGCCGCUGAGCAUGGCGUCGCUGCAAAUGCUGAACGUCUGCGAUGCACGCUGGCAAUCGAGCCCCAAGCUGGCCACUGCGUUCUUGGUGAAGCUCACCAAGGAGGGCCAGCUGGCGGCUGCGGAAGACACGCUGCAGCGGAUGCGGCAGGCCCAGCUGGAGGUCGCCACGAUCCACGCCAACGUGGUGCUCUGGGCCUUGCCAGGGCCCGGCGCUGGCAGCGGGCUCUCAGCGCCAGCGCCACGAAGACGCUUUGCGCCCGCAGCCUGGCUGCAGCGCUCAGCUCCUGCGAGUUGCGCUGGCGAAUAGCUGCAGAGCUGCUGCGGGGGGCGGCUUUGAGCGGGGUAGAGCCCAACGAGAUUUGUGGCAAUGCUGCGAUGAACGCCAUGUGCCGAUGUCUUCGGUGGGCCAGUGCCGCUAAACUGCUCCAAGGCAUGCGCACCUGCCUCCUGACGCCCAAUGACGUCAGCUACUCGACGCUCCUCAGUGCUGACAGCUGGCGCCGAGCGCUACACUUGCCCAAGUCGACAACUGUGAGUUUCAACGCAGCAGUCAGCGCAUGCGAGCGGCUUGCCCACUGGGAGGCCGCCUGUGUGCUCAUCGACUCGAUGUCUGUCUCUGCAGUGGUGGCCGACAUUAUCAGCUUCAACGCGGCGCGCAGCGCCCUGGGCCGGGCUGCGAUUUGGCCCCACGCCUUGGGUGGGCUCCGGCAGGAUGCCAUCACCAUCGGCACCAGCAUUUCAGGCGGUGGUUCCUGGGCGCAGGCGGCACAGCUGCUGGCAUCCGCCUGGCCGCCGCGGCCACGGCGCUGUUUCAAUGCCUGCAUUGCCGUCUUCGAGCAGAACAGCCUGUGGAGUGCCGUGUUUGCCAUCAUGAGGCAAAUGAAGAAGGAGACAGUUGAAGCUGAUCAGAUCAGUUGGAAUUCGCGGGUCAGCGCCUCCGGAUCCUGGGGCCGCGCCAUGGAGAACCUGCACGCCAUGUGCCGCGAGCAAGUGGCGGCCGACGAGAUCAGCGUCAACUCGGCCGUGGACGCCUGCAAGACAGGUGGACACUGGCAACUUGCUUAUGCCAAGCUCGCUGGCAUGAAUUCAAUGUCACUGGCAAGUGCAGUGACUUUCAACUCGGCGCUCAACAGUCUGAAAUGUGAGAACUCGUGGGUGCUGCUCCUCUUCUCGCUGCGAAGCAUGUGGUCCUUCCAGGUAGAGCCAAGCAUUGUGUCAUUCAACACAGGCCUGGCCCUCUGCGAGCGCUGGCCCGUAGCGCUGCUCUUGCUGGCCAGCAGCGGCAUCCGGGCGGACGGGGUGAGCUUCGGCGCCGCCCUGGGCAUUGGCUGGCACUGGCCUGCCUCGCUGGCGCUGUGGCGCCUGGCGGCGGUGAACGCCGUGCAGGUCUCCAGCGCAGGGCGAGGGGCUGUUGUCCAGGCCAGCGCCAGCGAUCGACGCCAGUGGCGCCGCACGCUGGGCCUUUUCACUGGCGCCCAGACGGAGUUGAGCCGCCUGGCAGCCUGCGAGGCAUGUGAGGCGGGGGGCCAUGCGAAGCAGCUGGUGCCGCUGCUGCGGGCGGUGGCGGCUUCAGCGCUGAAAAGG